Messenger RNA from Lates calcarifer (barramundi perch), 827 nucleotides. Its product is annotated as rho-related GTP-binding protein RhoF. The coding region runs from base 138 to 773 and encodes 211 amino acids. Lineage: Eukaryota; Metazoa; Chordata; Actinopteri; Centropomidae. Gene Ontology annotation, molecular function: GTP binding; GTPase activity. Gene Ontology annotation, biological process: small GTPase-mediated signal transduction; cell migration. The transcript is spliced from 5 exons. The record is from RefSeq and is a predicted model, not a curated record.
UUGUAGGUAAUCUGGCUUCCAUACAGGGCUUCUACUGUGGUCUCAGUUUUUGUUUGUCUCUGGGUUGUCUCUACAGUAUAUACACUGCCAGGACCAGAGGCUGGAAGCAUCCUUCCCCAUCUGUCUUUCCACAAAACAUGACCCAGAAAGGAUCAGGAGCGAGCAGAAGAAGCACCAGCCAGCAGGAAGAAUUCAAGGUUGUUAUUGUUGGAGACAGAGGUUGUGGGAAAACCUCACUGUUCACAGUUUACACUACAGGAGUCUUUCCAGAGGAAUAUGUCCCAUCUGUGUUUGACAAAAGUGUUGCGAAAAUAAGGUACAGAGGGCAGCAGUUUCAGCUACAUCUCUACGACACUGCAGGUCAAGAGGAGUAUGAUCGCUUGCGGCCUCUCUCCUACCAAAAUGUCAACGUGGUUUUGAUCUGCUACAAUGUCAUGUGCCCUUCAAGCUUUGAUAAUGUCUUUGUAAAGUGGUACCCUGAGGUGCAACAUUUCUGUUAUGGAAGGCCUAUCAUACUUGUUGGGUGUAAAGCAGACCUACGAGAAGACAAGCUGCAGAUGAAGAGACUCUGGGCAUCAGGCCAGAAUGCUGUCACAUUUAUUCAGGGUGAAGAAGCCAGAAGGAAAAUUGGUGCUGUGCUGUACCUCGAGUGCUCUGCCAAAUAUAAGGAAAAUGUGGACGACUUAUUCAGACAAGCAACAAAACAAGCGCUAAUGGCCACAAGAGAGCCGGAAGAAGCCAGUCAGCAGGGGAGUUUGUGUGCCUUGUUGUGAUGCAUGCGUGUGGCUCUGACUGACUGAAAGUACAUGUCUGGACGCAUUUCCUGU